ACAAUCUAUAAAAUAGUCAAUCCGCAUUGAGCACAAGUCAGUUUAUAGAAACAACACGUUCUUUCAGUACACGUUUGAUCAGUUCAGAGGAAAUGACUUUGAAAAUUAAAAGUUUGAUAAUCUUGGGACUGGUAGUCUUGUGCCAGGCUAAUUAUACCGAAAAACAAGAACAGAUGUUAGAUGAUAUCGCUGAGCAGUGUGGUAUGGAUAUGGGUAUAAAAUUAAACGACGACUUUGUGCAACUGUUCAAAUUCACUGGAGACUUACCGAAUGAUGACGACUCGCAGGAAUUUAUUACUUGUGCCCUACACAAGAUAGAUGCGGUGGACGAGGACGGAUAUGUCAUAGCUGAUAAGUUUGUUGACUUUGAGUCCGAUGGUCAUGACCUUGACGCCGUAAAAGAGGUGGUUGAGAAAUGUGCCAAAGUCGAGGGAGACAGCGUCAAUGAAAGAGGAUACAACUUCUACAAGUGCUUUUGGGAUGAGAAGAAGUAUGAAAUCUAACGCGUAGAUGAAAAAAAAGAAUUCCAAAAAUAAGAAUGAAGUUUCGUGAAUAGUUUUGUUGCAAUUAUACACGAGUAAAUAUCAAGUGACAAGAAAACAUGUGAAUUUUUUUCCAACAUUUAAAAUUAAAACCAACGUUUGACUUUAAUGUGCUUUUCUAAAAAUGAAAAAGUUACUGCUGAAUCAGGCUUUUGCUACACUUCAAGUUAGUCAUUUAAACACUACCUUCUACAGAUCCACAAAAAUACAUCCGUUUUACAUUCGCCCAUUUUAGAAAUCCGUCUGGAAUCGAAUUGGCCUCUUUAUCCGAGCCCAACAAACAUGUGCAAAGUUUCAUCCAAAUCGUAAUAUGUAGAGUUCGAUGAGUUACUACCCGAUAACUCGAAUUGCUCAUUAUCGAAAUAAGUUUAUUCGCGUGAAUUAAACAGAAUUUCAACAAAUCUGGCUUCCAAAAAAAAAUUGAUUCGAAGAUAGCGAGUGUAAAUGUUACGGAUGUUAGAACGCUGUCAAGUAAGAAUACAAAAUUUAAUGUAAUGAUAA
This is a messenger RNA of Malaya genurostris, 1043 nucleotides long. RefSeq lists its product as uncharacterized. Gene Ontology annotation, molecular function: odorant binding. The transcript is spliced from 3 exons. Bases 93 to 503 code for a protein of 136 amino acids. The record is from RefSeq and is a predicted model, not a curated record. Lineage: Eukaryota; Metazoa; Arthropoda; Insecta; Diptera; Culicidae.